CACUGAGUUUUUUGGGAACCAGAGUGAUGCUUCUGUGUAUUUCACAUUACCUCAGUUUCCUGUAUGAGUUUCUGCUGCUUCCUCUUCUGUGUUGUGCAGAUAUUUUCUGUUGCUGGAGUUAUUUUCUUCUGCAUCGUUCCUGUGUGCACUGCUUUGGAGAACCUCUCUGCUCCAUUACUGGAUGUAAGGCCCUGAUCCAGGAUGAACGAAUGCCACUAUGAUAAACGUAUGGACUUUUUUUAUAACAUGAGCAACACUGACACAGUAGAUGAGUGGUCAGGGACAAACCUUGUUAUUGUUUUAUGUUUUGGGACCUUCUUCUGCCUGUUUAUUUUUAUUUCAAAUUCACUGGUCAUAGCAGCUGUGGUCAAAAACAAAAGAUUUCAUUUCCCCUUCUACUAUCUGCUAGCCAAUCUAGCUGCUGCAGACUUUUUUGCUGGCAUUGCCUAUGUAUACUUGAUGUUCAACACUGGCCCUGUGUCCAAAACGCUAACUGUUAACCGAUGGUUUUUGCGUCAGGGGCUUCUGGACACCAGCCUGACAGCUUCUCUGGCUAAUUUAUUUGUGAUAGCUGUUGAGCGACACAUGUCAGUAGUGCGGAUGAGGGUUCACAGUAACCUCACAAAGAAAAGAGUCACUUUUUUAAUUUUAUUGAUCUGGGCCAUUGCUAUUUUUAUGGGGGCUGUGCCUACUUUGGGUUGGAACUGCCUUUGCAAUAUCUCAACCUGUUCUUCCCUGGCUCCUAUUUAUAGCAGAAGUUAUCUGAUAUUCUGGACUGUCUCCAAUCUAGUUGUUUUCUUCAUUAUGGUGGUGGUUUACCUAAGAAUCUACAUGUACGUCCAGAGGAAAACUAAUGUCUUAUCUCCACACACUAGUGGAUCCAUCAGCCGUAGGAGGACACCAAUGAAGCUUAUGAAGACAGUCAUGACCGUCUUAGGUGCAUUUGUUGUCUGUUGGACCCCUGGGUUGGUGGUUCUGCUGCUUGAUGGUCUGAACUGCACUCAUUGUGGGGUUCAGCAUGUGAAAAGAUGGUUCCUUCUCCUGGCCUUGCUCAACUCUGUCAUGAAUCCAGUCAUUUACUCUUACAAAGAUGAUGAAAUGUCCAACACCAUGAGACGGAUCAUGUGCUGCUCUUCUGAUGAUAAAAACCAGGAGAGACGAUCUUCAAGGAUUCCUUCAACAGUGCUCAGCAGGAGCACAGAUACUACCGGUCAAUAUAUUGAAGACAGCAUUAUUCAAGGGACUAUCAGUGGCAAAGGAAACUCAUGAGCUAACCUGGGAUAUAUUUUUCCUAAGAGAUAUGGGGUAGGAGGGGAGUGGCUUGUAACAGAAGAUCAUUAAUAUGUUCACUCUGUUCCAAAGCCCAAACUCCUCAGUGUUACGUGAAGUCCUUGUAAAUAAUUACCCAAAGGGAAAAUACAUUGUAUUGAAGAAAAAAACUUUCUGUGCUUUUUUUUUUUUUUUUUAAGUACAAGAGAUUGUCUUCCCUAUAAGAGGAAUAAACUUGUUGAGAGAGACUUUCUAUGCAUGGAAACAAAAUACAAACAAUAUAAUGGAACUCUCCUUGCUAGACACCUGCAGGACACUUUUGGGGCUGGUAGGCCAGAAAUGUGCCCUGUUUGCUCCCUCUGUUUACAAAAUGUAUAUACCAAUUCAUACAUACCCCUCUCCCCACUUCAGCACAAAUAAUUCAAUACGCCCUUAAAACAAGUUAAUGCCAGCAACUUGGCAGUCAAGGGCAAGUCUAUAAUAGCAAUCCAUGGUGUGCAUGUGCAACUGCCCCCACCAUGGGUUGUUGGCAGAGGUAGAACACUACCAAAAGCACAAGCCACUACUACUUGAGUAGCAGGAGUGAUUGCACUAGCUGGAAGUAAUAAGUCCUUUUCCCACCUUCUGGGCCAAUGGGCAAGAUCACAUGCACAUGUGAAUUCUGGACAUUAUUGGGUGGGAAAUGUGGCUGAAAAUAGAUUUCAGUUUCAAAUUUUUACAACAAAAAUGCCAUGAACAAAGCCUGUUUAAUAUGAAUGAAUUUAUAUUUUUGCUGUUUUUUUUUUUAAAAGCCAGGUGUGUUGGAACGAUACAAGCCAGAAUAUGAAUGGAUCUCUCAUACACUGUAAAAAAAAUCAGACUGGACCACAUUUAAUCCUCUGAUUUAGAGCUGAGGAUCUUGGGGGAGAGGCCAUGAGACUGCAGACAAUGAAGACUUAGAUUAAAAAUAAGAAUUUGUUAUUAGUGACUAAUCACAUUUAAUGUGUGGAAUAAUUUCCAUUCUUUGUGUUUUUAAAAGUGGCUGUAUUACCUGUGGAUUGUGUUUAGAUCAGGGACAUAUUUAAAGUUCUAGGGCAACUAUUUCAGAAAUGGUCCCUAAUUUUUGCAUGUCUCAGUGUUUGGGAGCCCAACUUUUGAAGCCCCUUCGGCCUGAGUUUCAGAAGUACUGAGCCCUGCAAAUCCUUUUAAGGUCAACGGAGCUGUGGGCGCUCAGCACUACAGAAAGGCAGGCCCAAAGAAUCUUAAGCUGAUCAAUCAAGAUCAGAGUGCCUUCAGAGAACAAACUCAAUAGCAGAUGAUGUAAUGUUGAAAGAUAAUGUAACCUAUUAAUCGUAGAACUGGAAGGGACCUUGAGAGGUCAUCUAGUCCAGUCCCUUGCACUCAAGAUAGGACUAAGUAUUAUCUAGACCAUCCCUGACAGGUGUUUGUCCAACCUGCUCUUAAAAAUCCCCAAUGAUGGAGAUUCCACAACCUCCCUAGGCAAUUUAUUCCAGUGCUUAACAGUUAGGAAGUUUUUCCUAAUGUCCAACCUAAACCUCCCUCGCUGCAGUUUAAGCCUAUUGCUUCUUGUCCUGUUGUCAGAGGUUAAGAAGAACAAUUUUUCUCCUUCCUCCUUGUAACAGCCUUUUAGGUACUUGAAAAUGGUGAUCAUGUCCCCUCUCAGUCUUCUCUUCUCCAAACUAAACAAACCCAAUUUUUUAAAUCUUCCUUCACAGGUCAUGUUUUCUAGACCUUUAAUCAUUUUUGUUGCUCUUUCUCUAGACUUUCUCCAAUUUGGCCACAUCUUUCCAGAAAUGUAGGGCCCAGAACUGGACAUAAUAUUCCAGUUGAGGCCUAAUAAGGCUGGAGUAGAGUGGAAAAAUUACUUCUCGUGUCUUGCUUACAGUACUCCUGCUAAUACAUCCCAGAAUGAUGUUUGCUUUUUUUGCAACAGCAUUACACUGUUGACUCAUAUUUAUCUUGUGAUCUACUAUGACCCCCAGAUCCCUUUCUGCAGUACUUCUGUGGUCAGGAUGUGGUCAGAUUCUGCUUUUGAUUCCACCCAUGCAUUGACAUCAGUGGGUUGUAUUGGUGGAAGUGAGACUAGAAUUUGGAUCAGAGGAUAUAGUAGCAAUGCUAUGUAAGCUAUUAAGGAUCUUUAUGUUAAAUAAGGACCAGAUUCCAAAAACCCUGUGUAGUAUGGGCAGUUCUUAGUCACUUAGGUAGUCCUAUUACUGGGUUGUAGGUGUGGCCCCUAACAUUUCAAAGUAAAUAGUGUAUUUAUAUAAUUCGCUAAAAAGGUUUACACUUGUAUUUUUACCAUUGUAAUGAAAGCUUUUGUGCAAAGACUACUUCUGUGGUUUGGUAGUUGUGAAGGUUUGAAAAGCGUUUUUUUUUUUUUUUUUAAAGCGGUGAUGGCACUAUAAAGACAUGAGAUGCAAAUAUUAACGCCUAUAGACUUACUUUUUACAUACGGUUUAUAAUACUAGGCUGAAGCUCAUACACAAAGCUACCCAAAAAUAAAAUGCUUCUUUAAAAUAAAGUAUGCAUUUUGUUUCAUGUUUGGUUAGCUUUCCUACUACAGCAAAAAUGAAUACUCUCGAUAUUUUAUAUUCCUAUAGGUCCUUCAGAGUAGUCAAAGCUUGACAUAAGAGUGGAAAAUGGAAAUUAAUUCCUGCCCCUGAAUAACCACAAGGAAUAUUUGUUUUAUUUCAGUAGAAUUAUCAUAUUUAUUAAUAGAAGUGUCUACAAUCAUAGCUGGGUCACCCCUAAAAAAGGAUUCGAUUUAAACAGCAGAAAAUCCCCGUGUGUUGAUCAGGGCCAUAUUUAAAGCUCUAGGCUAGGAUUUUCAAAAAUAGUCUAACUUUGGGUGACUCACUUCUUGCAAAUCCAACUUUUGAAGCAUCUUGAGGAAAAAUUAAUCUAAGGGACUAAAAUAGCCUUACAGAGUUUCCUCUCUCUUCCAUUGGGAACAUGGGAGUUGGUGUUCAAAACCUCCAUAUCUGGACACUUUUUUUUAGGUAAGCAGGACUAGAUUGCAAGCUCUUUGGGGAAGGAGCUGUCUUAUUUUAUAUUUGUACAGCAUCUAGCAAAAUGCACUCCCAAGAAGGAUCAAGCUCUGAGAGCUAUCAUAACGCAAAUAAUAAAUAAUACCCUUAGUGGAAGGAGUCCAAAGGUGGUAUUUCCACUCUCCCAACCAAGAAAAAAGUGGCUUGAAAACUGUAAUAUCAAAAGUCCUCUCAGUUAUAUGGUGUACCCUCCAUUUUACCAUUACAUUUCCCAGACAGAGCUGCUGUUAUUCUGUUACUCUUCUUUACUUUAAAAAAUAUUUACAUUAGAUUCCCUGGGACAGUAAACUAACAUUAUACGAACCUUCUAGUCCCAUUUGAAGACUUGUCCUCUAUACCCUUUUGCUUUUCUUCUUUCUGGGCUUCACCAUACUCCAAGCUCUGAGGUUAUUCAAUAUUCAUGGAAUCAUAGAAAUGUAGGGUUAGAAGGUGACCUUGAGAGGUCAUCAAGUCCAUCCGCCUGCACCGAAGCAGGACUAAGUAAACCACCUAGACUAUCGCUGACAGGUGUGUCCAACUCUAACCUAUUCUUAAAAACCUCCAAUGUUGGAGAUUCUGCAACCUCCCUUGGAAGCCUGUUCCAGAGCUUAACUAACUUUAUAGUUAGAAAGCUUUUCCUAGUAUGUGACCUAAAUCUCUCUUGUUGCAGAUUAAUCUGAUUACUUCAUGUCCUGCCUUCAGAGGACGUGGCAAACAACUAAAUAACUCCUCGUUAUGACAGCCCUUAAGAUAUUUGAAGACUAUUAUUAGGCCAGCCCCACAGUUGUCUAUUCUCAAGCCUAAACAGGCCAAGUUUUUUUUUAACCUGUUUUAUAUGUUAGGUUUUCUAAACUUUUUAUCAUUUUUGUUGCUCUCCAGUUGGGCGCUCUCCACUUUGUCUACAUUUUUCCUGAAGUGUGGUGCCCAGAAUUGGAUACAGUGCUCCAGCUGAGGCCUCACCACUGCUGAGUAGAGUGAGACAAUUACCUCCCAUGUCUUACAUAUGACUGACAUUCCCCUGGUGUUAUCUGGACCAGUGAUCUGCCAGGUCACUCCAAUCCUCGACUCUGGGAACCAGCCUUACCCUGCUCUGCUGUGAGAACCCCCACUCCUGGGUUGUUCAUGCACAGCCUCUAGCAUGUGUGUUGCCCACUGACGUAGCUGGGAGCACUUUUGUCCAGCUGCUGCUUGGAUUGUGCAACUGAAUGACACUAGCCAAUAUCUCCGGUCCCAGGCACGACCCUAGGAACCUCCGUCGUGCAGUGUCCAGUUAUACCUGCUGGAUGCUGCAAGCUUAUGAGAGUUUGUCAAUUUAACAAAGAAAUUGAUAUGUACCAGGCUUGUUAUCCCAAGGGGAGCCUCUGACGUGGUUCAAACCAAAUGCACUGCUUCAGUAGAAUGAACACACAGAUUUAUUAACUACAAAGAUAGAUUUUAAGUGAUUAUAAGUUAAAGCACAAGAAGUCAGAUUUGGUCAAAUGAAAUAAAAGGAAAAUACAUUUUAAGCUGAUCUUAACACUUUCAGUGCCCUUAUAAACUUAGAUGCUUCUCACCAUAGGCUGGCUGGUUGCCCAUCAGCCAGGCUCUCCCCUUUGAUCAGCACUUCAGUUCCUUGAUGCUGGUGUCUGUAGAUGGAGGUGGGAGAGAGAGGAAGAGCAUGGCAAACAUCUCUCCCUUUUAUCAUGUUCUUUCUUCCUUCUUGGCUUUCCCCACCACCACCCCUUCAGGUCAGGAGAGCAUUACCUCAUCGUAGUCCCAAACUAACCAAGAGAAGGGGGGUGACUCACUCCAGAGUCCAACAGAUCCUUUGUUGCUGCCUAGGCCAAUGUCUUUUGUUCCUGUGAGGCUGGCUGGGUGUAGGCACACCUGAUGAGGUGUGAACUGCCCCUCUGUUCCUGGAGAGUUUUGCCUGGGUUUGUUUUAAGCCACGAGGACACAUUUUCAGCCUCAUAACUAUAUACAUGAAAUUACAACCUAUAACAUUACCAUAACAAUGCUCAGUGCAUCAUGAGCCUUCUGAAGACAUCCAACAUAGACUCAUAGACUUUAAGGUCAGAAGGGACCAUUAUGAUCAUCUGGUCUGACCCCCUGCAUGUUGCAGGCCACAAAGCCGUCCCUACCCUUUCCCUUGACUCUGCUGUUGAAGUCCCCAAAUCCUGUGGCUUAGUGACUUCAAUUGGCAGAGAACCCUCCUGCGAGUGAUCCCUGCCCCAUGCUGCGGAGGAAGGCGAAAAACCUCCAGGGCCUCUGCCAAUCUACCCUGGAGGAAAAUUCCUUCCCGACCCCAAAUAUGGCGAUCAGUAAAACCCCGAGCAUGUAGGCAAGAGUCUCCAGCCUGACCCUCGUUGGCCAUUAUACUAUUUACCUACCAAGGCACGGUAUUCAUUUGGCUAAAAUCAUGUUUUUCCAUUAAACCAUUCCCUCCAUAAACUUAUCUAACUUAAUCUUGAAAACAGACAGGUCCUUCGCCCCCACCGUUUCCCUCGGAAGGCUGUUCCAAUAUUUCACCCCUCUGACCGUCAGAAACAUGACAAACUUUGCAAUGGAUACCACACAAUCAUAUUAUAAGGAUGAACAUGGGGGUGCAGGGUGGUCCCUCAAGAUACAGAGUGUCACAAUGACACUCCUGUUACACCCCAGAAUGUUAGCCUUUUUCACAGCUGCAUUACAUUGGUGAGAGACAAGGUGGGUGAGGUGUAAUAUCUUUUAAUUUACCAAAUUCUGUUUGAGAGAGAGAAGCUUUUGAGCUAGACAGAGGAAGAACUCUGCAUUACAUUGUUGACUCAUAUUCAAUGUGUGAUCCACUAUAAUCCCCAGAUCCUUUUCAGCAGUACUACCACCUAGACAGUUAGUCCCUAUUUUGUAGUUAUGUAUUUGAGUUUUCCUUCCUAAGUAAUAUAUUUUGCACUUGAAAUUCAAUAAAACAUUUUGUUGAUUUCA
Malaclemys terrapin pileata is the source of this 7235-nucleotide messenger RNA. It is a transcript of the gene LPAR3, whose product is annotated as lysophosphatidic acid receptor 3. Gene Ontology annotation, cellular component: membrane. Bases 202 to 1269 code for a protein of 355 amino acids. Gene Ontology annotation, molecular function: lysophosphatidic acid receptor activity. The record is from RefSeq and is a predicted model, not a curated record. Gene Ontology annotation, biological process: G protein-coupled receptor signaling pathway. The transcript has 3 exons. Lineage: Eukaryota; Metazoa; Chordata; Testudines; Emydidae.